Molecule: messenger RNA, 3576 nt
Organism: Neocloeon triangulifer
Lineage: Eukaryota; Metazoa; Arthropoda; Insecta; Ephemeroptera; Baetidae
Product: 1-phosphatidylinositol 4,5-bisphosphate phosphodiesterase-like
Exons: 23
Coding region: 212-3460 (1082 amino acids)
Biological process (GO): lipid metabolic process; phosphatidylinositol-mediated signaling
Molecular function (GO): phosphatidylinositol-4,5-bisphosphate phospholipase C activity; calcium ion binding
Source: RefSeq, a predicted model, not a curated record
GGUUGUUCACUUGUUGUGAAUCCUCACGUGUCAAACUAGGGCUUCGUCUCGUGUGAGCACCCCUUGCAAGAGUCUCGGGCCAACCCCUGCUCAGUGCUUUAAGCACCGUGGCUCGAUUCGUUUGUCACGAAUGUUUCUUAAUUAAAUUGCGAAACAUUAGUAGCAGCAUCAGUUUGAAAUCCUGUCCUGGUGAUCAGAUCAGCCGCCAACCAUGACGAAAAAGUAUGAAUUUAAUUGGCGCAUCCCAGUGCCAGAUUUUCUUCAGCAGGGAUGUGUCUUCGACCGAUGGACUGAGGAAAAAGAAUCGUACGAUUAUGAACAGCAGUGUACAUUCAAAGUUGACGACUAUGGCUUCUUCGUCUACUGGAAAAGCCCGAACAAGGGAGGUGAUGUACAAGAAUUAGCUCAAGUUUGUGAUAUCCGUUACGGUGGUUUGCCUACUCAACCAAAACUGCUGAACACCUUAAUUAAAAAUCACGGAGAAAAGGUCGAAGAAAAAAGUUUGACCAUCUGCAGCGGUGCCGAUUACGUCAAUAUCAACUACCUUCACGUUGUUUGUCCCGAUGCAGAGACAGCCAAAAAAUGGCAACAAGGUUUGCGAGACAUCACACACAACAAUAAGGCUUGCAAUGUGUGUCCCCGUAUCAGCUUGAUGAAACAUUGGAUGAGACUCCGCUUCUUGGUGGACUCCAAAGGUCAGAUGCCUGUUAAGGUUGUCAUUAAAACAUUUGCCUCUGGAAAAACUGAGAAGGUUGUAUUGACUUGUUUGCAAGAAUUAGGACUUCCAAGCGGCAAGGGCGAUUCCAUGGACAUCGAAGCCUUUACUUUUGAAAAGUUCUACUCUCUAUACCACAAGAUUUGUCCUCGAAAUGACAUUGACGAGCUCUUCCAAAUGAUGACCAGGGGUAAAGAUCAUAUUACGUUGCAGCAGCUGGUGACAUUCAUGAACGAAAAGCAGCGUGAUCCUCGCCUUAACGAAAUUUUGUACCCCUUGUACAGCGAGAAGAGAUGUACCGAAAUCAUAAAUGAUUAUGAAAUCAACGAAGAGUUCAAGAAAGAAUUAAAAAUGAGCAAGGAAGGUAUGAUCAACUAUCUGAUGAGUGACGAAAAUGCGCCAGUGUUCUUGGAUCGACUCGAAGUGUAUAUGGACAUGGACCAGCCACUAGCUCACUACUACAUCAACUCUUCUCACAACACUUAUCUCUCUGGUCGUCAAUUUGGUGGCAAAAGUACGGCUGAAAUGUAUCGGCAGACUUUGUUAGCUGGGUGUCGCUGUGUGGAACUCGAUUGUUGGGAUGGAAAGGGCGAAGACGAAGAGCCGAUUAUCACUCACGGAAAAGCCAUGUGUACCGACAUCCUUUACAAAGAAGCGAUUAUGGCAAUUCGUGACUGCGCCUUUGUGACAUCUGAUUACCCCAUCGUUCUGUCUUUUGAAAAUCACUGCUGCAAGAGCCAGCAAUACAAAAUGGCCAAAUAUUGCGAUGACAUGUUUGGGGAUCUUCUUCUUAAAGAGCCUCUGCCAGGCUACCCACUUGAGCCUGGUGCGCCCCUGCCUCCUCCAAGUGCGCUGAAGCGCAAAAUUCUAAUUAAAAACAAGCGGAUGAAGCCAGACGUUGAAAAGGCUGAGAUGGAACUUUUCUUGAAGGGCCAGUUGGUGCUCGACAAUGAAGAAAAGGAAGACGCUUCAGCCGUAGCCCCUCCGAAGGAUCAAAUGCCCGAUCCAAACGAGCCUGGCCCUGAUGGGGCACCAGCCGAGGGUGCAGCUGAGGGCGCUGGUGACGGCACACCCGUGCCAGCUCACACAGGAUCAACCACUAAUGUACAUCCCUGGCUUUCCUCAAUGAUCAACUAUGCUCAGCCUAUUAAGUUCCAGGGAUUUGAUGCAGCAAUCAAGAAAAAUAUCCAUCACAACAUGUCUUCAUUUGCUGAAAACGCUGGUAUGAAUUACAUCAAGUCAAACGGUAUUGACUUUGUCAACUACAACAAGCGCCAGAUGAGCCGAAUUUACCCCAAGGGUGCUCGAGUCGAUUCCUCCAACUACAUGCCUCAAGUCUUUUGGAAUGCUGGAUGUCAAAUGGUGUCCCUGAAUUACCAAACACCCGACUUGCCCAUGCAGUUGAACCAGGGUAAAUUUGAGUAUAACGGCAAUUGCGGCUACUUGCUGAAACCAGAGUUCAUGCGUCGAGUGGACAGGAGUUUUGAUCCCUUUGCUGAAACCUCUGUGGACGGUGUGAUUGCUGCUCAGUGCUCGGUCCAGGUUAUUGCAGGCCAGUUCUUGUCGGACAAGAAAGUGGGGACCUAUGUUGAAGUGGACAUGUACGGUUUGCCUGCUGAUACAAUCAGGAAAGAGUUCAGGACAAGACUUGUUCCUGCCAACGGUCUGAAUCCCGUUUACAACGAAGAUCCUUUCUCGUUCCGAAAAAUUGUAAUGCCUGACUUGGCCGUGCUGCGUUUUGGUGUGUUUGACGAAAGCGGCAAGCUUCUUGGACAGCGUAUUUUGCCUCUUGAUGGUCUCCAAGCUGGAUACAGACAUAUUUCUCUAAGAACUGAAGGAAACUUUCCUAUGGCCUUGCCUAUGCUUUUUGCUAACAUCGAGCUAAAGAUCUAUGUUCCUGAUGGUCUUGGAGAUUUUAUGGCUGCUUUGUCCGAUCCAAAGGCUUUCGCCAAAGCUCAGGAACAGAGAGAAGAGCAGAUGAAGCAAAUGGGAAUUCAAGAUACCAAAGCUGAGAGCAAAGCAGCUGAGGCUGAGAAGAAAAAAGCGUUGGAGAUCAAGUUUGAGGAUAUCACUGUUGAAAGUUUGCGCACGGAAAAGGGCUUUGCCAAGGUCGGUAAGAAACAGCAGAAGGAACUUGAGACCAUGCGCAAGAAGCAUUUGAAAGAGCGACAGACUUUCCAGAAAAACCACACCACCGCUACCGAGAAACUUGGCAAAGGCAGAAAGCCUGACGAAAUUAUGAAAGAUGCCAGCGUCAUUAAGGUUGUUAAAGAACAGACAACCCAAUGGUCAGAAAUGGUAGAGAGGCAGCUGAAGGAAGAGUGGACAAUGUUGAAAGCUCACUUGAAGGACAGCGAGGACCUGCUCAAAUCGUUGAUGACUGCCGCUCAGGCUACUCAGGUCAAGCAAUUGGAAGUCAGACUUGACAAGGAUGAGAAAGACUUGAUUGCAUCUCAGUCAAAAGUUAGUGUAGAGACAGCAAAAGAGGUUGCAGCCGAUAAAACGUUGAAGACAAAGAAUGACAAGGAUCGUCGUCUCAAGGAAAAGCAGCAAACUAAUACAAAGCGCUUUUUGGAGGAGCGAAAACAGGCCAAGAUUAGGGCUGCCAAGGAAAAGGAAAAGUUGACUAAGAAGCAUACGACCACUGAAAAGGUUCUCACAGACGAGAUUGCUGGGAUUAUCAUGCAGUACGAAGUGGAAGAACAGGAAUUCAACAUGGGCGCCAAGAAUUACUGCUAUAUUUAGAAGAAGUCAACGCCAAAGGCCGACCGAACUGCUGCUGCAUAACUAAUGUUUUUGAGAAAAAUGUUGGAUCUUUAAUUAAAGCUAGUUAAAUAAAGUUCGUAAUGAUGACGCUUUCA